AUGAGGAAUCUGUUCACUGAGAAGUGUAUGUCAAGCCACUGGUUGAAUUUCCAUCAAAAAAUGAUUAAGCAGAGAAUGGAGAAGAAGGUUGAUUCCAGGUAUUUUAGGGAUGGUGCAAUUAAGAAACCUUAUUCUCCAAAGACACUGUCCAAUAAGAAGUCUUCUGCAUCCUUGGGGAUCCGGAGGGAGUUACCUAGUACCAGUCAUCUAGUGCAGUAUCGUGGCACACAUGCUUGUACCCGACAGGGCCGGUUAAGAGAAUUGCACAUCAGAUGCGUUGCCAGAAAGUUCUUAUAUUUAUGGAUUCGAAUGACUUUUGGAAGAGUGUCUCCCUCUAAAGCCAGAUUUUACUAUGAGCAGCAAUUACUGCGGAAGGUCUUCGAAGAAUGGAAAGAAGAGUGGUGGGUUUUCCAUCAUGAGUGGAAACUCUGUGUUCGAGCUGACUGUCACUACAGGUAUUACCUGUACAACCUGAUGUUCCAGACCUGGAAGACCUACGUGCGUCAGCAGCAGGAGAUGAGGAGCAAGUUCAUUAGAGCCGAAGUUCAUGAUGCAAAGCAAAAGAUGGGACAAGCCUGGAAGUCUUGGUUGAUCUACGUGGUUUUUCGCAGGACCAAACUUCAGAUGCAGACUACGGCUCUGGAGUUUAGGCAACGGAGUAUCCUAUGGGUGUGGUGGAGCGUGUGGAGGCAGCGACUAGGACAGGUCCGUGUGAGCCGUGCCCUCCAUGCCUCUGCUGUGAAGCACAGGUCCCUGAGCCUCCAGCUACAGGCUUGGUCACAAUGGUGGGAGCAGCUCCUAUAUGUCCAGAAGGAGAAACAAAAGGUUGCCUCUGCAGUGAAGCACCACCAGCACUGGCAAAAGCGGAGGUUUCUGAAGGCCUGGCUUGAAUACCUGCAAGUCCGCAGAGUAAAGAGACAGCAGAAUGAGAUGGCUGAACGAUUCCAUCAUGUCACUGUGCUCCAGAUACACUUCUGUGACUGGCAGCAGGCCUGGGAGCGGAGGGAGAGCUUGCACGCCCACCAGACCCAGGUGGAGAAACUGGCCAGGAAGAUGGCCUUGCGGCGCACCUUUACUCACUGGCAACACUACAUGCUGCUAUGUGCAGAAGAAGCUGCCCAGUGUGAGAUGGCAGAAGAGCACCACAGGCACAGGCAGCUGUUUUUUUGCUUUAGAGCCCUAAAAGACAAUGUCGCCCACACCCAUCUCCAGCAAAUAAGAAGGAAUCUUGCUUACCAGCAGCAUGGUGUCACGCUGCUGCACAGGUUCUGGAACCUCUGGCAGUCUCAGAUUGAGCAGAAAAAAGAAAGAGAGCAGCUCCCCUUACUACAUGCUGCCUGGGACCACUACAGGAUAGCACUGCUGUGCAAGUGUGUCAAAUUGUGGCUACAUUAUACUCAGAAGAGGCGGGACAAGCAGCUGCUACAGGCCAGAGCAGAUGGGCAUUUCCAGCAGAGAGCCCUGCCUGCUGCCUUCCACACAUGGAAUAGACUCUGGCGAAGACACCAGCAGGAAAACAUCCUCAGUGCAAGAGCCACACAUUUUCACAGGGAGAAAGUAGAGAAGCAAGUAUUUUCUAUCUGGUGGCAGAAGAUGUUACAGCAUCGAGAAAACCGCUUGGCAGAGAGAAUGGCCAUCCUUCACGCAGAGCGACAGCUUCUGCAUAGGUCCUGGUUCACGUGGCACCAGCAGGCAGCAGCACGUCACCAGGAGCAGGAGCGGCAAACAGUGGCCCGUGCCCACCACCGCCACAGGCGGCUCAGGAAGGCUUUCUGCCUCUGGAGGGAAAGUGCCCAAGGGCUUAGAACAGAGAGGACAGGCCAGGUGCAGGCAGCAGAAUUCAACACGGCCCAGCUCCUGCGUUGGGCCUGGAGCCAGUGGAGGGAGUGCCUGGCCCUGCAGGGAGCGGAGCGGCGGAAGCUGAUGCGAGCGGAGCUGCACCACCAGCGCACGGUGCUGCUCAGGGCGCUGCACGCGUGGGUGACUUACCAGGGCAGGGUGCGGAGCAUCCUCCAGGAGGUGGCAGCCAAGGAGAGCCAGCACAACAGGCAGCUGCUGCGGGGGGCGUUACGUCGCUGGAAAGAGAGCACCAUGGCCCGCAUGAAUGAAGCCAAAAAAACCUUUCAAGCAAGUACUCAUUACAGAAGGACCAUGUGUUCCAAGGUCCUGGUCCAGUGGCGGGAGACUGCGUCAGUGCAGAUAUAUUACCGACAGCAGGAGGACCGUGCCAUCCAGGAGGCCCAGAAGGUGCUGGAUAGGGGCUGUCUCCGGACCUGGUUUCAGCGCUGGCGGGACUGCAGCCAGAGGUCAGCCCAUCAGAGACUGCAGCUGGAGAGGGCAGCCCAGCACCACCACCGGCAGCUGCUGCUGGAGGGGCUGGCCCGAUGGAAGACACACCAUCUGGGGUGUGUCAGGAAGAGGCUCCUGCACAGGCAGAGCACCCAACUGCUGGCACAGAGACUCAGCCGGACGUGCUUCCGCCAGUGGAAACAACAGCUGGCAGCCAGGAGGCAGGAGCAGCAGGCGUCUGUGCGUGCCCUGUGGUUCUGGGCCUUCUCACUGCAGGCAAAGGUGUGGGCCACGUGGCUGGCCUUUGUGCUGGAAAGGAGGAGGAAGAAGGCACGGCUGCAGCAGGCGCUCCAAGCCUACCAGGGGCAGCUCCUCCAGAAGGGUGCCAUGCGGCUCCUGCGCUUUGCAGCUGGCAUGAAGGCCUCUCGGCAGCAGCUGCAGGCCCAGCAGCAGGUCCAGGCAGCUCACAGUCUCCACCGUGCUGUCCGCCACUGUGCCACACUCUGGAAACAGAAGGUACUGGGCCGGGGCAGGGAGCCUCAGCCCCUGGCACCCAUCGCAACCAGCAGAAAAGUGACGUUUGAGGAUACCCUUCUCAAUCGUAUUGCUGCUGGGGCUGGGGAUGCCACCCUGGAGACUAAGAGGCCACAGGCUCCUCAGCCUCAGGGAGCCCUGGGCCGCCUGGCUGCUGGGGAGCCCCAUGCCCUGGAAUUCAACACUGCCCACUCAUCGAGGAAGCAGCCGCGACGCCCACACUUCCUGCUGGAGGCUGUGCAGAGCCAGAGGCCUCAGAAGCUGCAGGAACAUGGCCUAGGCAUGGCUCAGCCAGCAGGUCCCUCCCUGACACAGCCCUUCCUGGCAGAGGCCCCGACAGCACCGGUCCCACACAGCCCCCUGCCUGGGGCCCUGUCCAGUGCCCCUGGCCCAAAGCAGCCCCCGACAGCAAGCACGGGUCUGGAGCUGCUGCUGCUGCCUCCUUCCUCCUCUAUGCCCUGUGGGGCGGCUGCACCAGCCAGGGUGUCAGCACAGCCAGCUACUCCUAGGCAUAUGCUCCAGCUCCCCCCAUCCCUGGCCAGUGUCCCUGGCCCCCAUCCACGCCUUCCUGGGGACUUCUCAGGCACCAGGACUGGGCCUGGGCUUUCAACUGCAGGCUGCCUGGACCUUGAGGCUGAACUUGAGGGGAUCCAGCAACAACUACUGCACUACCAGACCACCAAGCAGAACCUCUGGUCCUGCCAGCGGCAAGCAAGCAGCCUGCGCAGAUGGCUGGAGCUGAACAGAGAGGAGCCCGGGCCUGAGGACCAGGAAGUAGAGCAGCAGGUGCAGAAAGAGCUAGAAGAGGUGGAACUGCAGAUCCAGCAGCUGGCAGAGGAGCUCCAGGCCCAGCGCCAGCCUAUUGGCACCUGCAUUGCCCGAAUCCAGGCCCUGCGGCAGGCCCUGGGCUAGCAUGUUCACCCCAGGGACGCAGGUGCAGGGCUGUGGGGAGGCCCCAGGCCACCUCUAGAAACAAAGCACAAAGUUAUGACUUUUAUUUUUUUAUUUCAAAAUGUUUUGCAAUUAAAUGAAUUACUGUUCAGAA
Molecule: messenger RNA, 3868 nt
Organism: Sapajus apella (tufted capuchin)
Lineage: Eukaryota; Metazoa; Chordata; Mammalia; Primates; Cebidae
Gene: SFI1
Product: SFI1 centrin binding protein
Molecular function (GO): phosphatase binding
Source: RefSeq, a predicted model, not a curated record